Solanum dulcamara is the source of this 767-nucleotide messenger RNA. RefSeq lists its product as uncharacterized. The coding region runs from base 60 to 662 and encodes 200 amino acids. The transcript has 2 exons. The record is from RefSeq and is a predicted model, not a curated record. NCBI's taxonomy places the organism in Eukaryota, Viridiplantae, Streptophyta, Magnoliopsida, Solanales, Solanaceae.
UUAUUAUUACCUCCCUUCCCAAGAAUCUGCACAGAAGUACUUGUAGAGAAAGAAGGAAAAUGGACUCAAAGAAAAUGAUUUCACCAAGAAAAAGGAUACGGAAAUAUCAUACAAGAAAAGCUCCCAUCAUUAAUUCUUAUACAGAUAUGGCUGAAGCUAGAAGAGAAAUUGUCCAUGCUUUACACCUUCAUAGAUCUUCUUCAUUUUCAUCUUUUAAUAACCCAAAGAAUUAUGCCUUAUUGGGUCAAAGAGUAAAUUCCCAGCAAUAUUAUUACUCAAUAGUGGAGUCUAUGCCUAUUCCUCAAUCAACGUGGUCUACAACGGCUCCGGCAAUACAGACUGCAGCACCGCCGCCGCCUCCACCGCCAUCUUCUUCCGGCGGUGAAGUUCCAGAGUUUGAUUGGUGGAUAGGGUUUUUGAAGUUGUUGGAUGGGAAGAAGAGUGGAAGUAGUAAUAUUGGUAGUGAAGUAGUCUUACAGAAAUACUUCCCUGUUGAAGAAAAUAUUUUGAUGGAAAAUUCGAAGGCACUUAGCCAAUUACAAGAUGGAUUAAAGAAGGAUUUACCUAAUAAUCUUGUAGAUGCAAAUGAAGAUCCCAGUCACCAAUUUCCAGAUGAAUGGUUGAUUAUCCCUACAGCUGAUGAUGAUAAUGUAGUACUUUAGCUUUAAUUAAGUUUAAACCUAGAGAAGAGGUUACUGGAUAUUUUAUGUAAUUCUUGAUUCUUUGCCUAAUCUACAAUACAAUGAUACAAGAAUGUUCACCAAGUA